Lingula anatina is the source of this 2000-nucleotide messenger RNA. RefSeq names its product E3 ubiquitin-protein ligase rnf213-alpha-like. The record is from RefSeq and is a predicted model, not a curated record. NCBI's taxonomy places the organism in Eukaryota, Metazoa, Brachiopoda, Lingulata, Lingulida, Lingulidae. Gene Ontology annotation, molecular function: ubiquitin-protein transferase activity; ATP hydrolysis activity.
UACCUUUCUGUGGCAGCACAUGCAGGUGGAUAUACAAACUCUGAGCAGGACCAUUCACAAGAGCCCAGAAGACUGUGUACUGAUGAUGCACAUGAUCAUCCAGAACAUUUUGUUAACUGAGACAUCAGCUGAUAGAUCUAGUGGAUGGGGAAACAAACAGUCCAGACAAACUUGGGAGGCAGAAUUUGCUAGAGUCUUUAUCACCCCUAUUGUCAGUGGUCUAGAAAAUAAAUUGAACAAUGCGAACCAGUACAUGGCCAAAGACGAAAGACUGGGUAACAAUCCAUUGAUAAAGCUAGUGUAUGAGACAGAGAGAGUUGAGACAGGUAGAGAUGUCCUGCAGGUUGACAAGCUGGCAGAGGAACCUGAAGUUUGGAGGUUCCGUUCCCGAAUCACCAUUAAUAAUGUCACACAGGAGUUAAGUGAAUUCAUGACAAGUAGAAGAGGACAGAAACCACACCAGCUGCUCAUACUUCAGGCAUUCUUACAGAAGGAGCACUCUCUUAGGAUGCUGCGCCACCUUCCCAGCAUACUCAAGCUACAGCGACUGCUUUCACAGGGUCACCAAAGACGUGUUAACAAGAAUGAGGCAAUGAGUAUCACAAUUAAAGAGAUGCUUGAAAAGAUGGUAGAGGGACCAGAAAAGAUGGAGAUGCAAACCUUGAUUAAAUGCUUCAAAGAGGUUUGGUAUACAGUUAGAGAAGAAAUUGCAGCAAAAGGAGUUAAAGUUGCCAAUGGUAUACUAAGAGUACCUAAAGAGCAAUGUAGAAUGCAGAUUGAAGGCAGUACUCCUCUGUCCAUACUUCUUCCAAACUCUCGUGGUCAUGGUGUGUGCUCCCUGGCCCUAGUGCGCCAUCUUAUCAACCUACAGAAUGACUUCCUGGAAGAACACUACUGGAAAUACAGAAAAAAUGCCAUACCUGAAGAUGUUGUCCAACCAAAAGACCUGAUUGUGUCACACCUAAUCUCCUACCACCCUGAGCACGACUUGAUGCCUCUCAUCCUGGCUAGCUGCAACUAUUCAUAUAAAAUAUCACCAACAUCAGCUGGGUCCACACGGCAAGAAUCAGAACUGCAGUAUGAUUACAAUGCACUGGGAAAACAAAUUGAGGAGCGUUUUUUAAAAGGGAAAGUCAGGCUUGGUGGACAGUUGGACACCAUAACUUUCAGAGAAGAUACAACACAUGCUAGACUCUUCAGAGACUUGGAAGAGAAGAUACCUCAGGAACCAUUGUCCCACCAAGUUAAGCACCAGAUAGUUAGUGAGCUACGAGACUUCCAGGAUAUCUCAGAUUCUCUGGUGGCUUUGGAUCUGAGUGCAGAAUUCCUGGUAACAGUUGGUGGAGAACCUGGGUCAAAAAUUGCAGAAUUCAUGCAAAAUACUUUAAGCUUAGAGACUGGAUUGAAAAGUGCAAAGGCAAGACAGCACUGUAGCCUGAGCCAUGUAAAGUCACUGUGGCUGGUUCUUGCUUAUGAACAGGCCAAACAUUCAACUAAGAGGAAACAGGACUCUUUCCAUACCCUGGACAAUCGCUACAGAGAAAAGUUGAGCCCCGAACAAGUGGUUCCUUUGAAAGAGGCCUUAAAACACUUGAAUACUGAAACUUUUCUCUGUGAGUUGUUUGAAUUCAUUGUGCUGUAUGUGUGUGACAAGAGAGAAGUGGCCAUGGAUGAAGAUGCUGUAGAAAUUGCUGAUGACAGGUUAGGUCACCAGCUCUAUUCCUAUAUAGACAGCAAAGAUGGACCCGAAAUUCCAUCUUUGGUGCAGGAGGAUGGGUUCCCAGAAAACUUUCAAGUCAAACACUGCGAUCAUAUUUGGAAAGAAACUCUCAAAAUGAUGACCAAUCCUGAAAGCCAAUUUUAAAUGUGCAUGCAUUUUUCAUUGGAGUGCAGAAGUCUUAAAAGAUUUUUUUUUUUUUUUUUUUUGCUUUUUGUGGACUAUCAAGGACAAAUGCUAUGUGCUAGUGACUAUCAUAUAUCCAGUUAUUUCAAAUCUUGAA